AUGAGCAAUCUCAGACAUUCGAGCCCAUUUACACCAGAUAUACGGCUCAAAUCAGAAGAAUCGAAACUGGAUGAAGAGUCAAAACUAAAAGAUGCAGAAGCUGCAAUUCAAGAGUUGAAGAACUUGGAAUUACUACCACUAGUUUUGGAUAUUGUGGAAGAUGUCAAUUCUGGUAAAUUAUUACCAAAAGAUGUUGAUAAUGCUGCUGGUACCUUGAAAGUGAGGAUAAAUAAAGCAAGAGAAAUAUUGAGAAACAUCCAUGGUUUAUCAGAAACACCAGAUGAAAGAGCUGCUAGAGUGGAAAGAUUAACAAAGAAUAUAAGCAGGAAAACUGCAGCUCUGCAAAAACUAAGAGCAAGAGUUGGUGAAAGAAUCACAUUACCAGAUCCACCUACACCAAAAGAGGACGAAGAUGAAGUAAUGAAAGAGACCAAGUUAGAGUCUGUCGAACCACAAUCACCACAGGACGAACAGAAAGCUGACAAUGUCAGGAAGGAGACUCCCACACCCCAAACUGAAGCACAAAAUGAUGGCACUAUUCAAAGCCAACCAUUGCAACAAAGUGAUACAUUUAUGACCGAAGACACUGCCAACUUUGACUUUGAAAACUUCAACGAUUUCCCAGCAAUUGGCAACCAGGAUAACGACCAGGAUGGCGACAUCAAUAUGGAUACCUCCUAA
Messenger RNA from Hansenula anomala, 681 nucleotides. RefSeq names its product mediator of RNA polymerase II transcription subunit 9. The coding region runs from base 1 to 681 and encodes 226 amino acids. Gene Ontology annotation, cellular component: mediator complex. The transcript is spliced from 2 exons. NCBI's taxonomy places the organism in Eukaryota, Fungi, Ascomycota, Saccharomycetes, Phaffomycetales, Wickerhamomycetaceae. The record is from RefSeq and is a predicted model, not a curated record. Gene Ontology annotation, biological process: regulation of transcription by RNA polymerase II. Gene Ontology annotation, molecular function: transcription coregulator activity.